AUGGAGACAUUACACCAAAUGUCACAAGCUCGAUGUUCGGUUCCUGACAUAUUCGAGAACAACGACAAUGAGACAAAUGUGACAACAAGUAAUCUCCAUAUAGGAAAGUUUAAGGAAUCUGUGAGAAUGGCAUUUGAGAUAUGGUAUGGACGCAGUCGAUUUAAUUUCACAGAAGUCAAUGAGAACAAAGGAGGAAAUAUAAGAACAAGCUUCGAGAGAGGAGUUCAUGGCGAUUAUCAUCCUUUAACUAAUGAUACAAAAACUUUGGCACAUACUUUUGCACCAACAGAUGGGAGAUUUCACUUUAAUGCUGAUAAACCUUUUUCAGUUGAAGCUACAUAUGGUGCGUAUCAUUUGAAGACUAUGGCAUUGCAUGAGCUUGGACAUGCAUUUGGGUUGGCUCAUAGCCCAAGUGAAGAUUCCAUUGUGUUUCCCACUGUACCUACUAAUCUUGAAAAGGAUUUAGAUACAGAUGAUAUUAAAGGAUUGUGGGAGUUAUAUGAUGGAUUUGACACUAUGUUGUCAUUUCCGAGCGGUUUCAACGAAAUCGAUGCCAUGUUCCUCGAGUUUGUAGAGGAGCUAGAUAACUCUACAGGAGGGUCGUCGUCGGUGGGCGACAAUUCGGGAAGUCGUAAGGGUCACAACAUUGAAGGAACGCAUGCCAUCAAAACGUACCUUCAACAUUACGGUUACUUGAGCAAAAACUACAACAUUAUCGAUACCAAUGGCGUUUAUAAUAACGCCUACGAUGAGCAGCUAGAAUGCUCCGUAAAAAAGUACCAAAAGUUCUUCAAGCUUAACGAGAGUGGAAUUUUAGACAGGGAGACGUUAAGCCAAAUGUCACAGCCAAGGUGUUCGGUUCCAGACAUUUUCGAGAGCGAGGACAACGAAACGAGCAUUACAACGAGUAAUCUCCACAUAAGAAGUAGGUACGCAUUUUUUCCGGGGAGACCGAAAUGGUCGGAUUCGAGGAAUCUUACAUACUCUUUAAUUAAGAAUUUCCCAGAAAAGUUUGAGGCGGCAAUAGUCGACGCAUUUAUGCUAUGGUUCUUACGAAGCCGAUUUUGUUUCACAUACGUUUCCGAGGGCCAAAAGUCUGAUAUAACAAUAAGCUUUGAAGUAGGAGACCAUGGAGAUGGGCAUCCUUUUAAAGGAGGAGUUUUGGCACAUGCAUUUUCACCAGAAGAUGGGAGACUUCACUUCAAUGGAGAUAAAUCAUUUUCAUCUGAUCUUGAAGAGGGUAAAUAUCAUAUAAGAACUGUGGCAGCGCAUGAGCUUGGACAUUCAUUAGGGUUGGCGCAUACCAAUAUUGAAGCUGCCAUUAUGUAUCCCACCCUACCUUCUAAUUUUUCCAAGAUUUUAAGUCAGGAUGAUGUUGAUGGGCUUUGGAAUUUCUAUGGUCAAUCAGAAGAUUCCACCAAACAAGAUGUGAUUUCGACUAUCGAGAACAACAUGAAGAAGUAUUCUGAUAAUAUGUCUGUGCGGAUUAUAAGAGACAAGCAAGAGCUAGCGAAGACUCAGUAA
Molecule: messenger RNA, 1524 nt
Organism: Cucumis melo (muskmelon)
Lineage: Eukaryota; Viridiplantae; Streptophyta; Magnoliopsida; Cucurbitales; Cucurbitaceae
Product: metalloendoproteinase 2-MMP-like
Exons: 5
Coding region: 1-1524 (507 amino acids)
Biological process (GO): collagen catabolic process; proteolysis; extracellular matrix organization
Cellular component (GO): extracellular matrix
Molecular function (GO): zinc ion binding; metalloendopeptidase activity
Source: RefSeq, a predicted model, not a curated record